Messenger RNA from Orcinus orca (killer whale), 4909 nucleotides. It is a transcript of the gene TRIM58, whose product is annotated as tripartite motif containing 58. Gene Ontology annotation, molecular function: protein binding; zinc ion binding. Bases 69 to 1532 code for a protein of 487 amino acids. NCBI's taxonomy places the organism in Eukaryota, Metazoa, Chordata, Mammalia, Artiodactyla, Delphinidae. The transcript has 6 exons. The record is from RefSeq and is a predicted model, not a curated record.
GGAGAUAGCGCAGGCAGCUGGGGAAGGCGGCUCUGCUAUCAGCAGGGCCGGGCGAGGCCCGGCCGGCCAUGGCCUCGGGGGGGCCCGGGGAGCGGCUGUGCGAGGAGGCUAGGUGCCCAGUGUGCCUGGAUUUCCUGCAGAAACCGGUCAGUGUGGACUGCGGCCACAGCUUCUGCCUCAGAUGCAUCUCCGAGUUCUGCGAGAAGUCCGACAGUGCACAGAGCGGCCUCUAUGCCUGUCCGCAGUGCCGGGGUCCCUUCAGGCUGGAGAGCUUCCGCCCCAACAGGCAGCUGGCCAGCCUGGUGGACAGCGUGCGGCAGCUGGGGCUCGGCGCGGGGCCCUCGGGGGCGCGCCUGUGUGUGAGGCACGGCGAGGAGCUGAGCCGCUUCUGUGAGGAGGACCAGGAGGCUCUGUGCUGGGUCUGUGACACCACCCCAGAGCACAGGAGCCACCGCACAACACCGCUGCAGGAGGCCGCCAGGUGCUACCAGGUAAAGCUCCAGAUGGCCCAGGAACAUGUGAGGAAAGAGAUGGAGGAAGCCUUGACUCAGGAAGCCAGUGUGGGAAGGAAAACUGUCAUUUGGAAGGAGAAAGUGGAAACGCAGAGGCAACGCUUCAGGUUGGAGUUUGAAAAGUAUCGUGGCUUACUAGCCCUGGAGGAGCAACUGCAGCUUAGAAGACUGGAGGAGGAGGAACGAGCCACCCUGCAGAGACUGCGGGAGAGCAAGAACCGGCUGGUUCAGCAGAGCAGAGCCUUGAAGGAUCUGGCAGAGGAGCUGGAGGAGAGGUGCCAGCGCCCAGCCCUGGGUCUGCUGGAGGGUGCGGGAGGAGCCUUGAGCCGAAGUAAGAGUGUCACACGGCUGGAUCUGGAGACCAUCCCCAUGGAGCUGAAGACAAUGUGUCGCAUCCCUGGGAUGAGGGAAAUGUUGAGAAAGUUCCAAGUUGACAUAAAACUGGAUCCCGCCACAGCACAUCCUAGCCUCCUCUUGACUGCUGACCUGCGCAGUGUGCAGGAUGGAGAACUAUGGAGGGAUGUCCCCAACAACCCUGAGCGAUUUGACACAUGGCCUUGUAUCCUGGGUUUGCAGAACUUCUCAUCAGGGAGGCAUUACUGGGAAGUCAUGGUGGGAGAAAGAGCAGAAUGGGGGUUAGGUGUCUGUCAAGACACAGUGUCAAGAAAGGGGGAAACCACACCAUCUCCUGAGAACGGGGUCUGGGCCAUGUGGCUACUGAAAGGGAGUGAGUACAUGGUCCUUGCCUCUCCAUCAGUUCCUCUCCUCCACUUGGAACGGCCUCGCUGCAUUGGGAUUUUCUUGGACUAUGAAGCAGGUGAAAUCUCCUUUUACAACAUCACACAUGGGUCUUAUAUUUACACGUUCAAUCACCUUUUCUCUGGUUUUCUUCGACCUUAUUUUUUCAUUUGUGACACGACUCCUCUUAUCUUACCACCUAUGACAGAAGUGGAGUUAGAAAAUUGGGCAUCCAGGGGUCAUUUUCACCCUGCUUCUAACAUUAGAGAUGAUCCUUCCUAAAAUUCUGUUGCUAAGAUACACCCCAAGCCUAGCAAAGUUUCCUGGAGUAGGAUGGAGGGUAUACAUAUGUGAAGGCUCAACAGAUGUCCCCAUUUAGGUCAGCACUUCAUUCCUUGUCACUAUGGACAUUUUCCCAUAGGGGCAAAAGAGAAAAUAUAAAAUAUUUGUGUUUGGACAAGGAUUGUAUAGAAUAGUAAUUUUAGAAAUGGAGCAGUCUUACCACUCCUUUCCCAAAUGGCUCCACAUACUUUCUUGAUGUGUUUUCUUCAAAUGAAUGGCCCUCAUAUUAAACAAAGAUAUCUAUACAUUUAUUUUAAUGUCUCAUUCCUUUUAAUAUCUCUUCAUUCCAAUCUUCCAUAUAUUAAGAAUUAGAAAUGGCAAUUCUUAAAUUGGUUCAGAACAGUCCAAUAUUGUUCUAGCAUCAGCUCCAUAAUUCUUUUUCCUCCUCCUUAUUUUCCUUCUCUCAUUCUCUCCUCUUUCUCUGUCUCUCUGCCUCUGCAUCUUUCUGUCUCUGUCUCUCUCACUUUUGCUCUUUAUUGCUUCUUUCUUCUUUUCUUGCUUUAUACCCCUUAUUGUUUAACCUUCCAUUUCCUUCUAGAUUAAUAUAUUCAGAACCAUCCCUUUAUAUAUUCAUGAUUCCUAUGACUAUUCAAUUACCCUUUAAAUCCUCUUCACUCAGGGGUCAAUUUUUGAGAAUGAUGAAAUUCAUUCCUCUGAUUCUAAUAUCACUGAGCCUCAUGCCUUAUCCCUUACAACUUUUUCCUUUAUCUUUGGAUACAUUUUUUUUAAUUGAAGCAUAGUUGAUUUUGUGUUAGUUUGUGUUAGUAUUGUGUUAGUUUCAGGUGUACAGCAUCGAUACAUUUUUUAGAGUAGAAAUUUCUCAGAAUUCUGAUUCAACUAGUUCUUUGACCUAGUCAUUACCUAGUUGUAAGACUUCAAACAAGCAAUCUCUCUCUCUCAGUCUCAGCUACUUAGUAUGAUUCCUGUACAUGGAACAAUGAUAUUGACCUCCCAAUGUUUUGGGAAAUAAGUAAGGUUGUGAUUUAUAUGAUUGGUUUAAAUUCAACUUUACUACUCAAAUACAAUGUAAAAAUGACCAGAAUGAUGAAAUGAUAAUAAUAUUUGACUUAUUUUAAAAGUAUAUUCUGUACAUUUCCAACAAAAUUCUUAAAAAUUAUUGAAAGCUAACUCUGCUACCAUCUUUCUCUGUAUCUAUGUCUAAUAAAUAAUUGCUAACCAAAUGCUAAAAUGCUUAAAUGCUAAAUAAUUAUUAAUUAAUAGAAAAUUUAGAUAACCUAAUCCUGAUAAUAAUCUGCCAAGACUUUAAUCCUCUACUUUAACUCUACCUUGACUUUUUUUUUUUUUAAACAUCUUUAUUGGGGUAUAAUUGCUUUACAAUGGUGUGUUAGUUUCUGCUUUAUAACAAAGUGAAUCAGUUAUACAUAUACAUAUGUUCCCAUAUCUCUUCCCCUACCUUGACUUUUAAGGAGCUUUUCUCAUCUAGAGAGAUUUCUUUGACUAAAAUCUUUCACAUACUUUGCAAUAACAUUACUAAUAUAGUUUUCUUUCUAUAUUUAUUAAUAUAUUUCUUUUCAGACUUUUUACAUUUGGAGGAACAUUAUGGAGUAUAAUAAUUUUAGAAAUAGCAAAAUUUUAUCAAACUGUAUUUCCAGAUGGCUCUACAUAUUUUAUUGAAGGGGACUUGUAUUAAACAAAGAUUUCUGUAUAUUCAUAUUUGAUACAUGUAUGUUUGAUCAUGAACAAACAAUUCCCCUCUUUGUCUCUUUUGGAAACAGAGGUAAUAAUAAUGUACCCUUACAUCCCUCUUGUUGAUAUUUUAUAUACCAUGAAUUCUCUAGGCCUUUUCUGUUCAUGAACUAAGUAGAAACUGGCUCAUGCAGUGGGUCUCAGUUCAUGCUUCCCACAAUCAGGGCUUAAAUGAGGCAUGGCAACUUGUUGUAACACUUGAGUGUCCAUGUCACUAUAGGGCCAGCAAUUAUGAGAGGAGUCAUGACAGAGAACAUACACUCAGAGCAGUAGAGCCCCUUCCCCAUAGGGAUCAAGAGGGACAGGGUCACUGGUCUCAGAUCAUGUCACCCCUGGGGGCUCCACCCAUUCACCAGGACAAGGAAGCCUCAUGGCCUCAGGCCUGCUACCCUCUUCAAGGGGCGAAAAGGGAAUCCCACGAAUGCCUCCUCCCUACCAAGAAAGCUAACAUCCUAGUCUCCACUGUCACCCUUUAAUCCUAUUAUCCCAAUGUGCAUCUUAUCAUGAGGUAUGUUAGUUACUAAACCAACUUAAAUCUUUCUUCAUCCCUUGCAUUCCAAGUUUCACAAAGCUUUGUGCAUCUCCUAUUAUAGUCCCUACUCCUUCCCUUGCCAAUUCCAUACACACACACACACACAGACACACACACACACACACUCACUCAUACACAAUACACAGAAUCUUUUCCAGUGGAUAAAGACUCCACAAUCUGGCUAACUCCUUUCCUGAUUUUACUUUCUCAUAUCUAGUCCAUCAGUAAGCCCUGUUGGCUCUACCUUCAGCAUAUAUCUAGAGUUCAGCCAGAGCUAACCUAACCACUCUGCUGCUAAAACCAUCGUCUUAACAUCCAUCCUCUCCCUCUGGGUUAUUACAUUAGUUUCCUAACAAUAAUCCUGGCUUUACCUCAGCCACUCCUGUGUCCUUUCUCAAUGCGGCAGCCAGACUGAUCCUUUUAGCACCCAAGAUUGUAGUACCAUUGCAGCUACCUUCCAUCCAACUUAUAGUUAUAGCCAAAAUCUUUACAACAAACUCUCAGACCCUAGAAUAUCUGAGCACAAGUUCCUACUCUGAUUCUGACUCCCUCCCCUUACUUCCCCUUUUAUUAUUCUCCAUCUAUUCUGGCCUCCUGGCUGGGUUUACACCACCAGGCACUUCCUACUAUUGGGCCUUUCUCCCAGCUGUGCCUUCUACCUGCAAUUUCCUUUUCCCAGAUGCUUCUUUAAUUCAUUCCCUUUCUUUCUUUAAGCCUGCUCAAAUUCAGCUUCUCAGAACUAUACAACCUGACCUACCCCAGAACCCACCCAGAGCUUACCCUCCCACUCCCCUUCACUGGGCCCAAUGGAGGCUCUUUUCUUCAAUAUAGUACUUAUCAGCUUCUAAUAGAUUUUAUUGUUAUCCUAUUUAUUGGGUUUAUUUUUAUUUAUUUAUUUAUUUUUGCUUUUGCCUUUUCUGGAUAGAAUGUAAGCAUCCUGAGGGGAGGGAUCAUUGUCUAUUGAUAAUGAUAUAUCUGACAUAUCUCAAACACCUCAAGUACUGGUUUGUAUGUGGUUAUCACUCAAUGCAUACUUGUUGAAUAAAUAAAUGAUUAACUUUUUGUGGACAGAAUUAAA